AUGAGCAACAGGCUGGGCCACUGUUGAGGUUAACACAACGGUCGGAGCUAAAGUUGUAUCCCGUUGUAUAGCCUUUCUAAAGUGAACCCUUUAUUUCUAAGUUUUACCCUAUUCCAUUUUCUUUAACACUGGGUGGAAAGCAGGAGUUUACUGUAUCUGACUUUUAAUAGAACAACCGGGUUUGUUCGAGGCCGUGCCAUGGAUGAAGUACGGCCUACCAGUGGAGCUCAAGCCCACGGGCUAGUACCUCUGUUUCCCCCCGGACUGCAAGCUAUCUACGGAGAAUGCCGGCGACUUUACCCCGAUCAGGCCAACCCGCUUCAAGUUACAGCUAUUGUAAAAUACUGGUUAGGGGGUCCAGACCCAUUAGACUACAUUAGCAUGUAUAGAAAUCUGGGCUGCCCUGCUCAGGACAUCCAGGAACAUUGGCACUAUGUCAGCUUUGGACUAAGUGAUCUGUACGGGGACAACAGGGUUCAUGAAUUCACAGGGGCCGAUGGACCCAGUGGUUUUGGCUUUGAGCUCACGUUUAGGCUCAAAAGGGAGGCAGGAGAGACUGCACCACCAACCUGGCCAGCUGAACUCAUGCAAGGGUUGGCCCGUUAUGUGUUCCAGUCAGAAAAUACCUUUUGUAGUGGUGACCAUGUAUCGUGGCACAGUCCUUUAGACAAUAGUGAGUCUCGCAUCCAGCAUAUGUUGCUGACAGAAGACCCACAGAUCCAACCCGUUCAUACGCCGUUUGGUUUAGUGAGUUUUCUGCAGAUUGUUGGUGUAUGUACAGAAGAGCUGCAGGCGGCCCAGCAGUGGAACGGCCAAGGAAUCCUGGAGCUUAUGCGUGGAGUCAGAGUAGCCGGCGGUCCGUGGCUCAUCACAGACAUGAGGCGAGGGGAGACCAUUUUCGACAUCGACCCACACCUACAACAGGAGAGGGUGGACCAGGGAAUUGAGACAGAAGGCUCUAACCUGAGUGGGGUCAGCGCCAAGUGUGUGUGGGAUGACCUGAGUCGACCACCAGAGGAUGAGGAGGACAGCCGAUCCAUCUGCAUCGCAUCACAGCCACGGCGGCUUUCAGACAAAGACACAGAGCAGAUAAGGGAGACCCUGAGAAAAGGACUGGAGUUCAACAGCAAAGCAGCACUGCCACCCAUCAACAACCAGAGACAGAGCAAUGAAAGAUCCCAGAGUCGAAAGGACAGUUUGGAGAGCGAGAGCUCAGCAGCCAUUGUUCCUCACGAGCUGGUCCGAACGCGACAGUUGGAGAGCGUCCAUUUGAAAUUCAACCAGGAGUCGGGCACGCUGCUGCCCCUAUGCCUGCGAGGUCGAUUGCUUCAUGGGCGACAUUUUACGUACAAAAGCAUCAACGGCGACACAGCUAUCACAUUUGUGUCGACAGGAGUUGAAGGAGCAUUUGCUACUGAGGAGCAUCCAUAUGCAGCCCAUGGCCCCUGGCUUCAGAUAUUGUUGACUGAAGAGUUUGUGGAGCAGAUGCUCGGGGAUUUACAGGAACUUAACACUCGUGAGGAAACAAAACUACCAAAGGAGUACAGUUGGCCAGAAAAGAAGCUGAAGAUUUCAGUCCUGCCAGACUCUGUGUUUGAUAAUCCACUGCAGUGAGAAAAAUGCCAACAAAAACACCUGGGAGCAGUUGCAUCAGCUGGACUUAAACUGACUGCCAAGUUGUUUUUUUUUCUUAAGAGCAGUCUUUAGAAAGAACUUUAUGUCAACUGCACCAACCGAACUUAAGCUUAUUCUUAACUACAGCCAGUUUUAACAGUUUGUUCCUGUGAGUGCCUAUAGCAGUGCAUGUAACUGAGAUAUUGUUAAAAAAUAUUCCACUGUGUUGUUACUUUAUAUCAUUUGCAGGAACCAUGAAAACCAAAGAAAAAAAAGACACAAUUUAGCUACACAGGAAUUAAAAAAAGUAUUGAGUCGUACAGUCAGGGUAAGAAAAUGUCUACUCUGAAACAGUUAAUCUUAUUACAAAUAAGAGGAAGCAGUCAACUUGGAAAGAAACACCAGAGGCCAUAAAUAACUGGACAUUGCAUACGAGGAAGGCAGUGCAGUGACAGUUACACCCUAUGGAAGACCUGACAGACAGUAGACAUAUGGACGCUGAUCAUGUCUCCAAUGGGAGCAGGUCUUUUCGGACCCUGCACGUUUCGCAUGAGACGGUUUGCGGCUGAGCGUUUUGCAUGACACAGUUUGCACCCGACCUGGAUGUUUCGAACCCUGGGAUAAAGACUUUUUGGGCCAGACUUAGCGCAUUGAUAAACACAUAAAUACAUGAAAUAUGUAAAUGUGUACAACAUAUUUGACACUGUAUCAUGAUUGAAAUCCAACCUAAAUUUGUUGAUAAGAUGAAUAGUUUGAUUAGUUUGUCACCCAAUAACUUUGAAAGUAGCAUUUCAGAGAGCUUGGUACAUGUCAUUUGCGAUGUAGAUCUCAUGAUAUUGAAAUUAAUAUAAUCUAUUUUAUACAUAUUUAGAAUAUCUUCUUCCUAACUAAUUAAUGUAAACAUGAAUGUACUGGGGGAGGAGUUUAAAAUGUGCUAUGCCUUGAAUGAAGCAUCAAAAAUCACUGUAAAAUUGUAUAGCUGAGUGACAGAGUUAUGGGGGGAGGGCUUACAGAGAUUACCCCUUGCCACCCUCACCAGAUAAGAAACCAUGCUAAUUAUGCCCAGUAGGCUUGUGAGGCGAAACGUCCAGACUUCAGGUGUGAAACAGAGGAGGCGAAACGUCUGGCACCCUCUCCAACAGGGUUUUAGGUGCACUGACCUAAAGUACAAGUCCAGUUCUUCCAGACAGAAUCUAAAUCUUACAACCAGUUCCACUUUGCUAUACAUAUUCCUGUGGAUUGCCUCCAUCCCUAACAACUGUCCCAUCUUAAAGCAUCAAGCAAGAACCAUUUGCACACUUGUAUGUUUCAGUCUUACUCAGAAAAUAAGAGAACAUCCAGAUGGAAAAAGGUCUUGCUUGAUGGACAGUAUCUUAAUGUUACAAGGUGUGCUGUUGUUAUAGAAAUGACGUAGAUGUCGAGCUAACGCUUGCUCCUGAUGAAGUAAGAUUUGUGUUAGAUAUAUGUUUUGUUGUAGCAAAAAAGAAGACUUGAGGUUAAAUGGUGCAGUUGGCAUGAAUAUUAAAAUACAACUUAAAAUACCAAGUUACAUCCAACUUGGCUAAAACCAGGUGUAAGCCCUGUUGGUGCAACCGGCUCCUGAAGAGACACAUUUCCUGAGUGGACCACCAUGCACAGGUGACCUCCCAGGACAUAAUGAUGACCUAUGGUGCCCUUGAGUCGCUCACAUACAUCUUGUUUGCACAGUAGAUGGCUGGAGACUGUUGGACUGAAAAUCAGAUUGAUCAGAAAAUCAACAGGAUAUUCUAAAGACUUCUUCACUGUUUCUGCGUUCUCACACUAGCCCCACUGUUUACAACAUUUCUCAGAGCCGUAAAUGCUGUUGGAGAUGCCAAGUCAGCCCCAAACCUGCCUGUCCAGAUGGUUGACCUGUUAGAACAAUCACUAUCGGCGACACACUAGUUGUGUGAAAUUAGGAUGUUGUCAUUCCUCCCUUAUGGCCUGCACAGGUCUCGGGUCCAAAAUUCACAUCACUAAUGCAUUUGAGCAUGCAUCCUGUGAUCAAGAGAUUCAUGUCCCGAGCAAUACGUAAAAAAAAAAACCUAUAUUUAUUUGAGCAUGGGCGAAAAGUAAUAUGUUGAGCCUUUGUAUCAGUGUUCUUUUAAUUGAGGUAAUGUGUAAAAUAUUGACAAAUGCUGGACAUUUUUCUCUUUAUUUGUAUGUGGUCAUACCAAAGUUAUACUGUAUGUGUUUGCCCUGUCAGUUUUGCCACAAAUGUGUCAUAAUUCAGCUGCAAUUCCAUGACAGGCUUCACUGUGAUGACUGUUACUGCCUGUGUACUGUGAUAACCAAACAAGCAUCUAAACUGUUCAUGUGUAUCUGUCAGAAGCUGCAGAUACAACCACCUGCUUCCCUUGUGCCAAGAACACGCCUCCUGUAUUGUGUCUCUUUUUGGCGUCUCUCACAGUUGAUUAUGAGUUUGUUUGGUUUUUUUAGUCUUGUCAGUUUUACAGGCUGAGAAGCUCAUUGCCGUCAUUUUAGUGAUGUCUCCAACUGCCGCAAAUAUGAAAUGUUUUGUUUCUGCCAACAGGACCUGCUUGGAAAAGGGUUUGGAUAAAAAUUCCUUAGUGCCUUGAGUUGAAACGGACCACAUAUUCUCUCUUGACUCCUAAUGCUGCCUUCACAUGUUGAACUGUUACGUCACUUAAAGGCAGCUGCGUUCACUGUCUUUUUCCGAUACUGUCAUUACAUUCCAUAUAAACACUAAAAAAAGAGAAAUGACUACUUUUUACUACAGUUUCUUACAAAAAUGUACUCUUUAUACAAUAAGUGAUGACAUAUCUUAUUUUUGUUUGUCUUUUUAUUCAGAGUGACAAAUGUAAAGUUUAGAUGAAAUUGAUAUGGUAUUUUGUAAUUUCUGUCUUAUUUUGACUGAACUGGCUGAUUGUAAUCCCAAGUGCAUUAAAGAGUGUAGGUAUUUACACAAAUAAAGCUGGAACGCUUCAUGCACAGUAGCAGAGGAAGUAA
This is a messenger RNA of Sphaeramia orbicularis (orbiculate cardinalfish), 4602 nucleotides long. RefSeq names its product suppressor of fused homolog (Drosophila) (gene sufu). Bases 199 to 1614 code for a protein of 471 amino acids. The transcript is spliced from 12 exons. Lineage: Eukaryota; Metazoa; Chordata; Actinopteri; Kurtiformes; Apogonidae. Gene Ontology annotation, cellular component: cytoplasm; nucleus. Gene Ontology annotation, molecular function: transcription factor binding. The record is from RefSeq and is a predicted model, not a curated record.